This is a messenger RNA of Gigantopelta aegis, 1394 nucleotides long. RefSeq names its product eukaryotic translation initiation factor 3 subunit M-like. Gene Ontology annotation, molecular function: translation initiation factor activity. The coding region runs from base 85 to 1257 and encodes 390 amino acids. Lineage: Eukaryota; Metazoa; Mollusca; Gastropoda; Neomphalida; Peltospiridae. The record is from RefSeq and is a predicted model, not a curated record. The transcript is spliced from 9 exons. Gene Ontology annotation, cellular component: cytoplasm; eukaryotic translation initiation factor 3 complex. Gene Ontology annotation, biological process: cytoplasmic translational initiation.
CGUAUCUCUUGUACUAAAAUAAGCCUAGCGCAACAGAAUAGAAAAUUGGCAAAUCGCCAUCAUUGAAAAUCUUUCCGGGACAAAAUGACUGAGAUGUCAACUCCCGUUUUUAUAGACAUUGCUGAAUCUGAUCAGACAUCUGAAUUGCGCAGUUAUCUCAAGUCUCUAGGAGCAGAAAUAUCAGAAGAAAACUCCGAACAUGGAAGUUUAACAGAUUUGAAAAACAUUGUGGAAGCUAGUACAGUAUGUUGGAAAGAGGUCAGCAGUGAAAAUGACAUUGAAAUGGUCUUCAAUGGGAUUAUAUCUCUCAUUCUCUUGGUUCCACCGGAGGACGCAGAGAGCUUGGGUAUUCUCUUCUGUGAGAAGAUCAUGAAAGCAGGGCAGAGCGACAAAGGAGAUAAACGCAUGAGUACUAGAAUAAAGCUGCUGAGUAAUCUGUUUCACGGUUUACCUGAAACGUCUCCGGUGCGGUACACAGUGUAUUUAGCCAUGUUGAGACUCGCUGGGCAGGCUGACAUGCUGCAGAUGAUACCCACUGAAUUAGAUCAGGUUAAAACUUGGAUUGCUCAGUGGGGCAUUAACAUUCAGAAGAAACAAAAUCUCUACCGGGUGCUUCAUGAGGUCCUCUUGGAAGCUAAACAAAGCAAACAAGCGACAAAAGUGAUGAUAGAGUUGCUAGGCACAUACACGGAGGACAACGCGUCUCAGGCGCGGGAUGACGCCCACCGCUGCAUCGUGACGUGUCUGAACGACCCGGACACCUACCUCAUGGAUCAUCUACUCACUCUGAAACCAGUCAAGUUCCUCGAGGGAGAAUCUAUUCACAAUCUCUUAACAAUAUUUGUGUCUGGAAAAUUGUCACAGUAUCAACAGUUCUACAAAAACAACACAGACUUUGUGAAAUCUUUAGGGUUGUCGGAUGACCAGAACAUGCGUAAGAUGCGGCUGCUGACGUUCAUGCAGAUGGCGGAGAACCGGAAGGAGAUCAGCUACGCGACCAUCAUCGACGAGAUGCAGCUUGGGGACGAGGACGUCGAAGACUUCGUCAUCGAAGUUUUAAGGACAAAAGCUGUGCGGGCAAAGAUUGACCAGAUGCAAAAGAAAGUGAUAAUUUUCUCCACGACUCACCGGACAUUUAGCAAGCAACAGUGGCAGCUACUGCGACAGUAUCUCUCGCAGUGGAAGAGCAACCUGCACAUGGUGGAAAGCAAUCUACAGUCAUUGUCGACAUUGCAGUCUCAGACGCCACAGGCAUAGAUAUCGGUUUAGAAAAAAACAAACACGUUAUAUCAAAAAGAAAAAACAAUUCAAAAGAAAAAAAAGAUGGUGGAUGAUAGAAAAAAUAAGUGACAUGUAAAUAGUAUUAUUAAUAAUUAAAAAAAAUUGUCAUCUUA